UCUGAAUAUUUAUUUUUCUUUCCAAAACGAUCUGUAUGCCUUUGGGUCUCCUGUGGUCUGUUUACCAUCGCCUGGUCGCUUGGCUAGUGCUCCAUGUGCGCUGUUCACAACAACAACUUGACGGUGCUUAGACGUCCUGGAACUACUGAAUCAGCCAAGAUUACCGUCAUUCAGAAAUCAUAGAGGGUGAAGUGAUAUGUAGAGCUUAUUUUGGCUUUGCAGAUGUUUGAGGUCUCAUCAUGGCACCCAAAAAGAACCCCUUAGAUGACGCCAGGAAAAGGUUGAAUGAAAAACUUGAAAGCAUUAAAGAACAAUCAGAUUAUAUCAGACAAGUUCUAAAUGAUACCGUUGAAAAUGCAACCAAACCUGCCAGAGAUCUGCUUGUUCAGAGAGAUCGGAAGAAGUUUUUUGCAAAGUAUUCAACUGUUAGUCAGGAUCUUGAAAAGUGCCUAGACUUUUUGCUACUUCUGAGUGACUCGGUGUCGUCUACAAAUGAAGAAGAGCAAUCAGGUUCAAGUGAUGAGGAUGAUGUAGCUGAAGGUGAGUGUGAACCAAGUGGCCAUAAAACACCCAGACAGUGUGAAGGCAAUAGAGACAGCAAAGAAGAAGAAAAUUCACCAGGAACCAAAGCCAAAGAUGAUCAAUCAAAGAGGAAGGUUCAAGGAGUCCAAGAAUCUAAGAAAACUGUUAAAGAACCAUUUACUAGUAAAGAGAAGGCUAGCACAAAUUUAAAGGAGCAUGCCAGUUUGAAGGAUGAAAAUAAUCUUGUUGUGCGAGAUGAGAAUGAGAAGGAAAUCUCCAGUGAAAGUAGAAAUAUAACAGUACCAUCAACUAAAUAUCAUGACCAUAAGUCCAUCACAAAUGAAGAAGGGCUCUCAACAGCCCUCAAACAAAAGUCUGUAUCCAGUUCCAUUCAAGGAAAAUCUACAUCAAGCAGAGAAGAAUCUUCUUGCAAGAGAACAUCUCCAUCUAGUAAGUCUAUGAAAACAAGUGCAGUAAAAGAGCCAACAUCUAAAGGCUCAUCCCCUCAGUCACAGCAAAGACAGACUGAAGAACCUAAAGAAAAAGCUGUCUUGAUACCAAGAAAAAAUCCUCCAGGCUUCCAGCAAGCAAAGUCCAAGGCUGAGGUGUAUUCAAGGGUUCAAAGACUUGGCAAGAGAACCCCUGUUGCAUCUACAUUUAGAGAUCGCAAGGUGGCCACUGCUACUCACAAGGCAACUGUUCAGAAAGUCUAUCUAAAGCCAUACCCACUGGCUGAUGGUACCAGCUUAAAGGUUAUAGUUACUGAGGUUAUAAGCCCAUGGGAAUUAUGGCUUCAGCCCAUAAACACAGAGUUUGACCUUCUUAUGGAGAAAAUGUGCAUGGAAUUUGCCACUGCAGCAAGAGGGGGCUACAAAGGUGGCCUCUCCACACCACCCUCUGUGGGGGAUUUCUGCUGUGCAAGGUUCACUGAAGAUGACACUUGGUACCGUGUUCAAGUUAUUUCCAUCAGCCAAUCAGAUGACACUGAUGUCCAGCAAGUUAUGGAUAUCCGUGGGCGUUAUCUCUCAUCCAGUAGUACAACAAGUACAGGCAGCUUGGAUGACUUAUCUGGAGUGACUGUUGAAGUAUUGUGUGUUGAUGAUGGCAACAGAGAGAAGCUACCUUUGAGUAGACUUAGACCACUUCCAGAUGCCUUCACGGUCCUUCCUUGUCAGGCUGUUUGCUGUGCACUGUCUGGGAUACAACCUAUACGAUCACCUGAGAAAACACAGAAAAGUAACUCUGUCUGGGAUGGGCCUGCCAUCAACUGGCUGAAGAACAAAGUAUUUGGCAACACUCUUAUAGCAUACCUGUCUACUACCAAGGGUCCCAGUGGAUCUCUACUCAUAGCAGAGCUCUACCUUCCAAGUGCAGCAAAGUCCAAAGGAUCAGGAAAUCCAGACACACUACCUGGUCUUCAGUUCAGUAUCUCUCAUCAAAUGGUCAAUGCUGGUAUGGCAAAGCUUGUCCAACAAACCACACCGUGUGAUAGUCCAGAUUUGAGCCCAAAUUCCAUGUCCAGUGAAGGGUAUAAGGAGACUAGGCAAUCACUGGCUGGUGUAAGUGAAGGUGUGGCAAAGCCUGAAGAAGGUGUUUCAACCCAGCAGCACUCGGUGUCAGGAGAGCCAGACACUUUGCGAAAGUCAGUAACACAAUUUUCAAUGGAUAAAGGUGAUACCAUAAUUUUACCAAAUGACUCAGAGAAAACACAGAUAGUGGCAAAUCUUAUCCAUGACAAUUCAACUAUGCUACCAGCUGACCAGCCUCUGCAACCAAGUGGCUCUUCUGUGCUGAUUGCUUCAUAUGAACAGAAGACUUGGGAGAUUGAUGGAACCAUGCGUCAAGCACCGGAUGGCAGCAGUUUCUCGGAAAUACCACCACAAGGACUGGAGAUGCCUCAGGUGCAGAUGUGUCUGCGGGUGAUGAUGGCAGAGGUGACCACACCCAGUGAGUUCUAUGUGCACCUCAUUACCCCUGAGGCGGGCUUGUUGGACAUACUCAUGGAUGAGUUACAGCAGUAUUACUCAGGACCUGACUCCAAUGUGCCAAUGGACUACCAGCUAGAGAUUGGAGAAUUCUGCUGCGCCAAAUUCUCUGAAGACGGCCGCUGGUACAGAGCAAAUGUUUGUGAUGUCAGAAUCACUUCAGAAGGGAGGGAUAGUGAUGACAUGUUCGAGCCAGUGAGGGAGAUGCAGGUUAAAGCUGAGAUUCAAGUGUUUUAUAUUGACUUUGGUAACAUAGAGUGGGUGGACAUGAGCGAUACCCGUCCUCUCCUGGCUCGGUUCAUGAUGGUACCGGGAUUUGCUGUCAAGUGUCGCCUUGCUGGCGUUCAACCUCUAGAGUGCCAAGAUGAAAACCUUGAGAAAAAUGCACCACCUAUUACCUCAGAUUCAAGCAAGUCUAGCACUGAGGAAGCCACACCCUUCCGCCAAUCAACAUCAGAAGAGUCUCCUCAAAAGGCUCCAGCACAGUUUAAAGUGGUGGAGAAACCGGCCACCUUUACCAGCCCGCGAAAACGCACUCGGGGGAAGACGAAGAUGAGACCUAAGGUGGUGAAUGAUGAGAGUGUCAUCAUCCGUGCUGCGGGGGACGAGUCUUACGACAGCGAUCUCAGUGAGACAUCCUUACUACUGGAACUCCCCGAGAAACAAGGCUUAGACACGAGGCUGGUGGGAGAUAAUAGCAGUGGUGACGGCGGUGAAGCCUUACCGGAGAAGUACCUGACCCCCAGCCCCGAUAAGGCGCUGCCUCCCCCUCUCGCCGUACUAGGAGAAGAUCGUAAUCGUAAGUGGUCCCACGCGGCUACCGAGCUCUUCAAGGGUCUGACUGGAGAUGACAAGUCUCUGAUGGGUCUGAUGGUACCAUGGGACCCCCAGGUCUAUUCUCAGGUGUUCUGCUCGAUGGCACCCGUCUACAGUCCACGUGCAGUAGGCGUCACAUACAGGCGCCCCACCCUCGUAUUGGAGCUGUACGACACAACAGAAGACGAGGAUAUUCACAUCAACCAAGUGCUAAUCGACACCGGGCUUGCCGAGCCAUGUGAGGAGAACCUACAGGUGGAUCUAACACCUACUGACAACGGCACUGAUGAAGUGGAAACCACUAAGAAGGUAAAGGUGACACUAUCAGAACUUGAGAAAGCCGCAGAGAGGAUUUCCGGAACAGGGAGUCCACUACUUAGCGACUCUGGUGACUCUGACGAUGAGGCGUAUCAGCGCUGGAACCCCAUGAUGGAGGACUACAUUUCAUCACGAAACUCGUACCGCACCGACGUGGACGACGCCGAGGUCGCCAUCCUAGGAUACAAGUCCCGUGACUUGAAGGUCUGUCGCUUUUUCAAAUCCAAGACUUCUACGUGUUGGCGAGGAGACAACUGCGAAUUUCUGCACCUUAAAGAAGGCGAGCAGCCGAAGUUUGAGGUUCAGGCAUACUGUAAUAAUAUCAGCUCAUCUGUGGAGCUGCCGGAAGUCGGCACGUGGGUGGCCGUCCGGGUCACGGCCAUCAUGAACCCCGGACACUUCUGGAUCCAGUUUCCUUGUGGAUCAGAAUCUAUAGAGAAAAAGAUCAUCGAAGCCCGCUCUGGUGCUCUAAUCGCAGCUGAUCCCAAUGAAGAACAAGAGGACCUUGACGCGAUGAUGAAACGUAUGAGUAAUUUUUAUUCACGAAACCUUUUCCGUGAGAGUGGCGCUAUUCUACCUGCUCCAGGUGAACUGGCGGUUGUUCACUGCGACGAAGAAGACAACAUUUGGUAUCGUGCUCAAGUCAUUGAUUUUAAGGAGGACCUUAUCCAGGUGUCGCUUGUGGAUUAUGGCAACACCGCCUGGGUGCCGGAGAAGUUCCUAAAGCGCAUGCUCCCACAGUUUCUCCACUUACCCUUCCAAGCUAUAGAGUGCCUGCUCGCUAACGCUGAGCCUGCGGGGGAUGACGGUAGAUGGUCGAAGGAAGCUGGUGAGAAGUUUGAAGAGUUAACAGCUGACAAAGUUCUAAUUGCGCAGGUUCUGUCAAGCUCUGAUGCGACCAACAUGCUCUUCCUCGAUCUGUACGACACGUCUGAAGACGAAGUGCACAUCAACCUUGAGAUGGUCCGCUUAGGGCAUGCACGACGUACCAAGGUGGUCCUGGAGGGACCUCGUGAGCCCUCAGAAAAUGGUCCCGAGGAGAUAAUAACCCCUGGGUAGCCAGGGAGAUAAUAAGGAGCAAAACUAUGAAAUAAAGAGGACACGCUCUCUCUCGAUCUGUACGACACAGCGGAAGACGAAGUGCACAUUUACCUUGAGAUGGUCCACUAAGAGCACGCGCGACGUAGCAAGUUCCUCCUUGUGGGACCUAGCGAUCCCUCAGGAAAUGGUCCCGGGGAGAGAGAAAACCCUGGGUAACCAGGGAGAGAAGAAGGGGCUCACAUGACAACAAAGUUGACAUCAAUCCUUGGAUGGUCCACUCAGGGCACAUCCAUCGUUCCAAGGUCCCGAGGAGAUGAUAACCCCUGGGUAACUAGAAAGAAAACCAAAACGGGUCAAGCCGUCUAAUUACAGAGAGGACAUUAGUCGUUUGCAUCCAGGACAUGCACAGGCUGUUCCAACGUAACCUUGUGGGAUACCUGUUAACCCUUGUGGGAUACCUGUUGGAUACCACUGAAUUCGUUGUUGAUGUUUAAAAUAAGGAGUGGUCAAUGCCGCCCAAUGAACUAGUAUGUAUCAGAUAAGAACAAUGGCGUCCACUUUUUAGACUAUUGAGAAUGACGAGAUAUCUUUGUCCAUCUGAGUACAAAGAUAUUAGGACCGCUUCAUUGUCAAUAUAGUUCUUUCGCGUCUCCGAACUUCAGUGAGGAAACUCGUAGUAGUUUAGUAGUUAUGUUUCGUUUUAACGGAGGGCUUUCGUAUUGCGUAUUAAAAUACUCAACAGUGGUCAAUUUUCAACUCAUCCAAAAUAUUAAGAAAUUGUUCGGAAAAAGUUAUACGAACGAUAUUAGCAGUAGACUGCUUCGCAGCCUCUUUUGUAUAGAAGUUGUCACCCUGGUUUCCCGUGGGCCGUGCCUAACAAAAAAUCGCCAUAUAAGAAAGACUGAAGUAUUUCACAUGGAUCUUAAUGGCUCUCUUGGUGACCCGCUUGAUAUAUUGAAAGAAUAAUUGAAAUUUAAUCCUUAGCGUGGUUGGUCCACGGGAACCGUAGUUCAAUGCGCAAUUUAGGGAAUGGUAGCCCUAUGAAAGAAAGCGUAAAUUCAAGCUCAUAUCAUGCGCUAAAUACUGACGUUUUGUUGAAAUCGUUAAGGAAAAGAGAAAAGACAUAUCAGAGAUUAUAAAUUAGUGUUAUACGUGUUACGCGAACGUUAAGUGUUACGCGAACGGUGAAUAGAAAUAGUAUUAAAAAAAAGAAAACAGUU
Nematostella vectensis (starlet sea anemone) is the source of this 5902-nucleotide messenger RNA. RefSeq lists its product as uncharacterized. Lineage: Eukaryota; Metazoa; Cnidaria; Anthozoa; Actiniaria; Edwardsiidae. The record is from RefSeq and is a predicted model, not a curated record. The transcript is spliced from 23 exons. The coding region runs from base 240 to 4700 and encodes 1486 amino acids. Gene Ontology annotation, molecular function: metal ion binding.